GGAUCUCAGAUAGUGAUAUCACCAAAUUUAACAAAGUAUUGGAUGCCAAUCGUCCAACAAGAUAUAAAGCCUAAAGUCGGCAUGUUGUUUUCAAACAUUGAUAUUGCAAAGAAAUUCUACAGAAACUACGGAGCAAAUGGUGGAUUUGAUGUGCGGACUUACACAACAAAACGGUUUAGAAGUGGAGUGAUAAAUAAACAGUAUAUGGUUUGCAAUAGACAAAGAUUUAAGCUAGAAAUCCCACAAAAUACUUCAAAGAGCAUGUCACAACUACCUUCUGAGUCAGGUGUGGUUCCACGACAACGUGUGUCGAAAAGG
Messenger RNA from Striga hermonthica, 318 nucleotides. The record is from the annotation of a GenBank genome assembly. NCBI's taxonomy places the organism in Eukaryota, Viridiplantae, Streptophyta, Magnoliopsida, Lamiales, Orobanchaceae.